UCUUUUUCUUUAUAUAACAAUAAGCAAUAAGAGAAACAAGCCGUCUAAACGUCCUCAAAACUCAGCAUUAACCGACUCACUUUCCCAUCGGCUCCGCCGACUUCUCUCUUUUUCUCCCUCGACUCCUCCGGCUCCGAUCGGCUCCAUCUCGGCUUGGGAACCCCUCUCUUUGCCCUAGCCAAUCUUCGAUCCAAUUCUCGCGCCGCCGUUUUCAAUCCGUCGCUUUCCGCCGCCGUCCUCCGCCGCCGGAGAUAUCAUCGCUGCUUCGCUCGGUGUUGAAAGGAUAAUUGCUGAUUAGUGAAGCAUUUAUGCGCAAAAGCUUCUAGCGAUUUGGCUAUAAAUUUGUUUAUUCAGAAACAGGAACAAAGAUCAUGAUGGACGUGUCACUCCUACCAAAUGUAGAUUCUAUAGAAUUUGGAAUAGGAUCCUCAGAGAAAGGGAAUACUCUCACCACAGGAAAACCGAGAAAAAAGUCUAUGACAUCAUUAUAUCUUAAAUUCUUUGAAACAGCACCUGAUGGAAAGAGUCGGAGAUGCAAAUUUUGCAAGCAAAGCUAUGCUAUGUCUACUGCAACUGGAAACCUUGGAAGACAUCUCAAUCACCAUCAUCCAGGUUAUGAUUGGCAAAGUGACACUAGUGAACAGGUUGCGGGGGCUAUUGUGCCAUUCAAGAAGCCUCCUACUCAGGUAAAACCUGCUACAGUAGAUUUUGAUCAUCUCAACUGGCUACUGCUCAAGUGGCUCAUUGAGGCAUCUCUUCCUCCUUCAUCCUUGGAUGAAAUGUUAAAUAGAUCAUUCAAGUUUCUCAAUCCAUUGGUCAAGUUUUGGCCUAAAGAGAAAGUUCAAGCUGUUAUCCUUGAAGUUUUCAGAAGUAUGCGGGAGGAUAUUAAGGCAUCACUGGAACAAAUUAAUUCGAAGGUCUCCAUCACCCUUGACUUUUGGACCUCCUGUGAGCAAUUGUAUUAUAUGUGUGUCAAAUGCCAUUGGAUUGAUGAGAACUGGUAUCCUCAUAAGGUUCUUCUUGAUGUAUGUCACAUCCCUUAUCCAUUCACCGGCUCAGAGAUCUUCCAAGUCUUAAUUAAGGUCCUUAAGAUGUACAAUAUUGAUAACCGCGUCCUUUCCUGCACUCAUGAUAACAGUCAACAUGCAGUUCAUGCUUGCCGUAUGUUAUCAGAAGAGUUGGAUGCUCAGAAGGCACCUUUCUGCUAUAUUCCCUGUGCUGCACGUACCCUGAAUCUGAUCAUAGAAGAUGGCUUGAGAACUCCAAAACCUAUACUGUCUAAAAUACGGGAAUUUGUGAUUCAGCUGAAUUCAUCUGCUGAAAUUGCUCAAGAUUUUAAGCAAAUCGCUAUAACGUAUCAGGAAGGUUUAUGGAAGUUACCACUGGAUACUUCAGCAAGUUGGAGUGGUGACUACACUAUGCUAGACAUUGUACGCAAGGCCUCUAAUUCCAUGGAUACUGCCAUCAGAAAGCAUGAAGAAACAUUUGGAAGUAGGCAUCUGCUUAGCUCCACAGAGAAAUCUGUAAUUAACCUCUUGCAUUCAUAUUUUGAGCCGUUUUAUAAGAUCACGACCAACCUAUGUGCCAGUAAAGUGCAAAGUAUUGGUCUGGUGCUUUUCUUUAUGGACCAUGUCUUCGAGGUAAUUGGUGCUUGCAGGGACAGUUGUCGUAAUGAAUGGCUCAAGAGUGCAGCUGAUGACAUGGCAACAAGAACUAGAAGCUUCAACAACCAUGCCUAUAAUUCUUUCACUUUCAUGGCUGCAGUUCUUGAUCCAAGGAUCAAGAGAGAGCUUAUUCCUGAAAGUCUCAACUCAGAGAAGAAUUUAGAGGAAGCUAGGGACCAUUUCUCCAGGCAUUAUUCACCAAAUCAAUUUCCGUGCAUCACAAAUACUUACACUGGUCGGGAUACUGAAGAAGUUGGUGUUUCCUUUGCUGAAGAGAUUGCACGAAAGCGUAGGCGUGCAAGCAUGAUUGCUGCUACAGAUGAGCUGACCCAGUAUUUAACAGAGCCUCUUGUGCCAAUUGCCUCUGAUGUUUUAGAUUGGUGGAGGGUGAAUGCCACUCGUUACCCCCGGCUUUCUGUGAUGGCUCGUGACUACUUGGCUGUGCAGGGGACUUCAGUUGAGCCAGAGGAGUUAUUUUCUAGCAAAGGCGAUGACAUCAGAAAGCAACAAUUCAGUUUGCCUCACAUGAGCAUGCAACCGCUCAUGUGCAUUAAAUCAUGGUUGCAUUGUGGAUACAAGUUCAAGUACCGGGGUUCUCUCAUUGACUUUGACAAAUUGACAGAAGCUAGUGUCAGUGCCAAUGAAAUUGCUGGUACCAUUGUUGAGAAGAAACAGAAAUGAAAGCGAAGAUGAUAAUGUACAGGAUUGCGGUAUUUCACCAAUUGAUCCAAUGCUACAUUUAUUGGUUUGUAAAGGUAAUGCAAUCAUCCUUCUUCGGGCUGUACCGAUUUUUCUCAUUCGUAAAGAUGGAUCUGGCAUCAUGAUCACACAAUUUUUCAUGUAUCCAAUGACAGAAAAGAGAAUGAUGACCUUAUCACAAAUAGACUAGAUUGCAAAGGUAAUGCAAUUUGAUGGGGCACUUUUCUUGAACUAUAAAGCUGUGUAUGAAGUUUCCCAUGCGGAUGUUUAUUUGUGGAAGUAAAAGAGGGUAGAAGGAGCAUUUUUGUACUUCAAAAUGUUUUUCUUCUGUGUAGGUGGUUAUCCAAGCAAAGAACUUGCAAUUAGGGUUACGUCUACUGUUGUAUUUUCACUUCAAAAGAAAUUGAAAUUUGUAGUGUAGUACCAGACUAGCUGUACAUGUUUAUUGUCAUAAAAGGGUUCGGUAUGGAGCUUCUGCCCAUAAUUA
This is a messenger RNA of Dioscorea cayenensis subsp. rotundata (Guinea yam), 2850 nucleotides long. RefSeq names its product putative AC9 transposase. The transcript is spliced from 5 exons. Gene Ontology annotation, molecular function: DNA binding; protein dimerization activity. The record is from RefSeq and is a predicted model, not a curated record. Bases 372 to 2345 code for a protein of 657 amino acids. Lineage: Eukaryota; Viridiplantae; Streptophyta; Magnoliopsida; Dioscoreales; Dioscoreaceae.